This is a messenger RNA of Arabidopsis thaliana (thale cress), 549 nucleotides long. RefSeq lists its product as uncharacterized. Lineage: Eukaryota; Viridiplantae; Streptophyta; Magnoliopsida; Brassicales; Brassicaceae. The record is from RefSeq and is marked reviewed. Bases 1 to 549 code for a protein of 182 amino acids. The transcript has 6 exons.
AUGAUGAAGCAGAAAUUACGAGUGGAUCAUGAUCAAACCAUGAACAUGAUGAUUCAACCGAUUAUGUUAAAACAAAGUACAACGACACAUGAAAGAGAGAUGACUCAUAUCGAAGACACACAAACCAUGAAAAUGAUGGUGGAGAAUGCUUUAAAACAAAGUGCUAUGGCACAUGAAAGAGAGAUGAGCCAGCUUAAAGACACACUCCUAUUGAAAGACACACAAACCAUGAACAUGGUGAAACAAAUGAUGGAGACUGCAUUCAAAGAGAAUGCGAUGGUACAUGAAAGAGACAUGUGUCAACUAAAAGACACACUCCAGCUGAAAGACACACAAACCAUCAACAUGAUGACGCAAAUGAGUGCAGAAACAUAUGAACGACAGAUGCGUCAAAUGAAAGACAUUAUUCAACAGAAAGACAGACUAACCAUGGAAAUGAUGGAAAAAAUGAUGGAAAAUGCAUUAAAACAGAGUGAAAUAGCACAUGAAAGAGGAAUGCAUCAUCAAUCCCCCCGAAAGGGUAAGACAUGUGGAUGCAACAUUAUGUGA